GCUCAGCUUUCAGUGUGAAGAAAUGUCUCACUUUGCUACACCGUUUAUUGUUGUGAAUUUAGGUUGUGAAAUGAUCUAUGUUAUAGAUCAGAGGUUAAAAACGCAGCACAUACCUUUGGAUAAGGCUGAAAGAGUACUUACAGAUAUUGUGACUGUUCUGCUACAUCCCAAACUAAUGGAAGAGCUAUUUAUACCUCAACCGGUCGCUACUCAUGCCGUCAUUAAACAACUGCUUCAAGAUAUUUCUGCAUCAUCCAUUAUGAAACUGGAUGACUACUCCAUGAGCAAAUUAUGGGAUCUCAUGACGAUGAUAUUCAAAUGGCAGCUCUCUGUAGCUAUAAAUCAAAAUAUAUUUGACAUUAGUCGGCGACAUUUGCGAAGCGUAAAUAAACUUAUGCCGCAAUACUUCGCUACGUGCAUUUUCGAAGAUGCUCUGAGAAAAUUUGAAUCUCUUUCUAAUACAUUUACUGAUGAUGAUUACAAUGGUUUGUGCAAUACGUUAAUACUCUGGUUUUCAGAAUACCACACAAAAAUUUCAGUGCUUCUUAGAUUAGGUUUACAAAAGAAAGACGGCACUUUUAGUAUGCCUUCAACGCUUAAUACGGCUGUCCUUAUGAAUUUAGGGGAAAAUAUUUACAAAUAUGAUUCAAAGAAAUCUGAGGAAUACGAAAGCAGCUGUAUUGAAACGAGCGAAAUAAGCUAUCUCUUGGGAUCAGUGGAAAAAGUAGGAUCGUGUAAACCGAAUUAUGUCAAGCUUCAGCUUCCUAUAGACUUAGGAAAUGAGAAGAUAAAAAAUAAGACUAUUAAUUUAGAUAAGAAUAUUGGACAAACGAAUAUAACAGCCCACAUAAAAAACAAAAAUAAUAUGGAUCUUACUUACACAGCCAAUUUACCCAGCUCACCACAACAGGAUCUUAUAAAAAUGCUUGGUGAAACUUUUAAAGAUGAUUAACUUAAAUUAAUGUAAUGUAAACGUAACAUAAACGUAGGUAUGUAUCCGCUGCAAAAGUAUUUGAUUAAGUCUUUCAAACUUUUUCUUCGUUCCAAUUUAUUCCUAUGUUUUACUAGUGCCUACUAGGAAUAUGGGAAGAAUAUCCUAAGUUAAAAUAAAACGCGUCCUUUGGCGUCUGAAUUUAAAGUAAUCCUACUAAUAAUUGUUUAUUGUAGUUUUAUAACAACUAUAACUUUGGUCUUUGUUAAGCUAUUUUGAGUUAAAAUGGGGAAUACCAAACCAUAAAGUAUAACCAUACGCACAUACCAUGGACGACAGAAGUAGACAAAGGUAAA
This is a messenger RNA of Pararge aegeria (speckled wood butterfly), 1287 nucleotides long. It is a transcript of the gene OSCP1, whose product is annotated as protein OSCP1. The coding region runs from base 23 to 952 and encodes 309 amino acids. Lineage: Eukaryota; Metazoa; Arthropoda; Insecta; Lepidoptera; Nymphalidae. The transcript is spliced from 2 exons. Gene Ontology annotation, biological process: transport. Gene Ontology annotation, cellular component: cytoplasm; plasma membrane. The record is from RefSeq and is a predicted model, not a curated record.